Auanema sp. JU1783 is the source of this 1014-nucleotide messenger RNA. Lineage: Eukaryota; Metazoa; Nematoda; Chromadorea; Rhabditida; Rhabditidae. The record is from the annotation of a GenBank genome assembly.
AUGUUCUGGUCGAGUAGGUGUUCCAGCAAACAUACUUUGCUAAAAGGAUUGAAGGUGUUAGAGUUAGCAGGCCUAGCUCCAGUACCACACUGCGGUUUAUUAUUAGCUGAUGCAGGUGCAGAUGUGACUGUGGUUGAGAAAAAAAAGAGCAAUGACUUUGUCGAACAAAGAUUAAUAAGAGGGAAGAGGCUUGUGCAGGCUGACUUGAAAAGCUCUGCUGAUUUUAAAGAAAUCAAAGACAUGAUAUGCAAAAGUGAUAUUCUUCUUGAUCCGUAUAGACCCGGAGUGCUUGAGAAGAUAGGACUGGAUCCUGUGAAACUUUUGGAAGAGAAUCCUAAACUGAUUGUUUGUCGGCUGACAGGAUACGGCCAAUCGGGGCCUAUGAAGAAUGAAGCUGGUCAUGACAUUAACUAUGUUGGAUUAUCAGGAUUACUUCCCGUUAUAAGCAGUCAUAAUACGAAGCAGCUUUGGCCACCUGCUAAUUUGCUGGCUGAUUUCGCUGGAGGGGGACUUACAGCGGCGUUUGCAGUCUUGGUUGCAGCAUUGGCUAGAUCAUCAAACGGCGGCAAAGGGUGUAUUAUUGACUGUUCGAUGGUAGAUGGGUUAGCAUACUUAGGUACAUUCAUUAACAUGUUCCAAGAUGUCGACAUGUUUUGGAAAGAGCAAUACGCAAUUUUUAAAGGCAACUAUCCAACUUACAGGACAUACUCGACUAAAGAUGAGAAAUCUGUUGCCGUGGGCGCGCUUGAACCGCAGUUCAAACAAAUUCUUUUCGAUAGCAUAACGUCUAAAUUGGAAAAGAUCUUUCUGCAGAAGACAAGAGAGGAGUGGACUCAAACCUUCAAGGGGAAAAACGCCUGCGUGACACCUGUCCUUGAUUUAUCAGAUUGCGGAACUCAUGAGCACAACAGUUCUCGGGGGACAUUCUAUUCAGAGAGAGAUCAUUGGAUUCCGAACUUUGCUCCUAAGUUUUACAGCAAGGAGGAGUUUGUAGAGUUACGUAAAACGUUAUAA